This is a messenger RNA of Volvox carteri f. nagariensis, 7728 nucleotides long. RefSeq lists its product as uncharacterized. Gene Ontology annotation, cellular component: SNARE complex; endoplasmic reticulum. Gene Ontology annotation, biological process: retrograde vesicle-mediated transport, Golgi to endoplasmic reticulum. Lineage: Eukaryota; Viridiplantae; Chlorophyta; Chlorophyceae; Chlamydomonadales; Volvocaceae. Bases 1 to 7728 code for a protein of 2575 amino acids. The transcript has 19 exons. Gene Ontology annotation, molecular function: SNAP receptor activity; protein binding. The record is from RefSeq and is a predicted model, not a curated record.
AUGCCUGUGCCAAGCGGAGCAUACAAACAUGAGAUUAGCAUCGAUGGGAUUGCGGGUCGAGUUCGAUGGCUUCCGAGCGUUCCCGCUGGGCCCCCUGACCUAGAUGGCCGCCUCACCAACCAUGCCAUGGUCGUUUGGGGCCAGCAGGACACGGGAGAGGACAACUUCCUAGUGGUCCACGACCUCGUGGUGACCUCCCGGGGUAACUCAGUGUUGCGGGUGGAGGAGGAGGUGGUGGUGGCCUUCUCCUACACCAGCAAGAUGACCGACCUGCACGUUUGCGAGCAGGGCAAUGGCCAGGUCACGGUGUUGCUGGGCACCGUGGACGGCUCCCUGCACCUGCUGCGUCUGAUGGUGCCUAGGACCCCGGGCGCGGGGCCCAAGGAGGUGCAGAUGCUGGAGUCGCCCCCGGGGUGGCCGGGACCGGGGCAGCGGGGGACGGGGGGCUCGGAGGAGCUGGCGGUGUGGCUGCGACCCCACCGAGGGGCACUCACGGCGGUGGACAUGCAGCAAGACACCAAGAACAUCCUGACCGCGGGUGCAGACGGGUCGCUGUUCGUCCUAGAUAUAGAGCAGGUGGCGUCCGCCUCCGCUUCCGCCGGGGGGGAUCCCGACGCGGAUGCGGACGGCAUGGCGGUGGAUAUGGACACUGGGGAGCAGCGCAGGGCUGGCGGCGCCGGCGGCGCGCUGCCGCCGGGGAUACUGCCGUACAAGGCGGGCAGCGGCUGCUUGGGGUACACGUGCGCCCGCUGGGUGGACCGCAGCCUCUUCGUGACGAGCCGCACCGUGGGCGGCUUGGAGACGUGGGACGUGCGCUGCCCGCCAGCACCCGUCAGCAGGACCCCGCAGGAGUGGGGCGCCACAGGCCUGGGACCUGCGGACAGGGGCUGCCACCGGGUCAUCCACGCGCUGCAGGUGCACCCCUCCCGCCCUGACGUGUGCGCCACCGGGGGCUCGGGCGGCAGUGUGGCGCUGUGGGACCUCAGGGCGGCGGCCCGACCACUGGCGCUCACACAACCCGACAUCGCGGCUGGACCCGUAUGGGAGGUGCGCUUCGAUACACGUGAAGGUGCCCAAUACGGCGCGGAGGCGUCGGGCGGCCAGCAGGCGCCGCUGCCGUCGGUGCUAUUCUGCACCGAGGAUGGCGCCCUGUGCCGCGUCUCGGCAUCCGAUGCGGCGGCAGCGGCGGCGGCAACCCCCCACUUUGGGCGGAUGGAGGAGCUGACGUGGCAGGGGUCCCGGAGGGGGGCGCCGCAGAUUCUGACGGAGUUGCCUGCGGCCAUUAACUCGUUUGACCUGGGUGGGCCGUUCGGGACGGACGUGGUGGCGGUGACUGGCCGCCAGUCGCUGUUGUACAUGCAGGUGGUACUGUUUGGACCUCACGAGCUGGAACUUCAUCAAGAGAUGCUUGGUCUGGAGCAAGAGAUCCAGGCAGCUAUCGAUCGGAUCCUGGAGACGGCGGUGUCUGCAACCGGGCCGGCAGUGACAGAUAAACAGCUUCAGGAGCUCCUUCAGAGGAUGCGGGGAAAGAUACGAGAUAUGGAGCUCCUUUCCGAGGAGCAGGACACGGACAUGCACGCGGACGCCGUCGAUGCAUGCGUGGAGCUACAUCAGGCAGAGUAUCAAAGGCAUGUGUACAGGGUGAUAAGGGAAACAACGACCGGAGUUACUGGAGUUACUGGGCUUGCUGGUGCGAUAGCGGCUGCUAAAGGCCAGGCCAGGCGGCAGCAGCAGCAAGCGGCUGAGCAAAUGCGCCGGGAGCUGUUCGCGGGCGCCAGCCUGCCGGCCCUCCAGCGGGAGUACAAGACGGUGGCGGAGGCGGUACAGGGCACCAGCCAAGUCACGGAGAGCCUGCAGCGGACAAAGGCGAUGCUCACGCAGCAGAUCGAGCAGACGGCAGCCACCAUGGCAGUGCUCGACAGCAGCAACAACACGCUGGGCCAGGCCAAGGAUGAGUUCGUGGGGCAGAAGAAGCUUCACAAGAAGGGCGCCAAGCUGCUCAACACGAUACAAAAGCAGGAGCAGAAUGACAGGCGGAUAUUGUGGCUGGGGCUGCUGCUGUUCCUGGCCACGUGCACCUACAUCGGCUACAAGCGGGCGCCCGGACUGGUCAAAGCACCCGUGGAUAUGGCGCUGGGGGCUGCGGCGGGUGCCGCCACUCAGCUAUGGCAUCAGGCUGAGCCGCUGGUUCGUGACCAGCUCAAACGAAUAUUGCCUCAGAGCGCCGCCACGGACCGGCCUGCGGUCUUCCCAUCCGGAGCCGCGCCCACCCAGCGGCCCCUGGAGCCCGACAUCACCCGGGCCCCGGAACCAGAUCUGAAACCGGGACGCGGGCAGCAGCAGCAGCCGCAGCAACCGCCGCAGCUGCAGCAGCAACGGCCGCAGCAGCCGCCACAGCAGCCGCAGCAGCAGCAGCAGGAGCAACGGCCGCAGCCACAGCAGCAGCCGCAGCCGCCGUCACCGCAGCAGCCGCCACCGCAGCUGCAGCAGCAACGGCCGCAGCAAGGGCAGCAGCAACGGCCGCAGCAAGGGCAGCAGCAGGAACUGGCAGCUGAAGAGCUGGAUGUGCGGCCGGCGGUGGAGCCGCGAGAGGUGCAACGGGAGGUGGAGAAAGAGCCCUGGCAGCGGAGGAAGCAUGAGCGGUCCCGGCCGGGGCAGCCUCAGCGCAACCCUCCACACGACCCAGCUGCUGGCGCUACUGGUGCUGCAAGCGGCGGCGCCAAGGGCGGGUCUCGAGGCCCGGGUAGCUUCAAGUUCGACCGCGAUCAGCGGCAUGCGCAGCCGCAGCAGCCGCAACGGCCGAGAACGCAAUCGCCGACUGACGGAAGGCAGCGGCCCGGGGCUCCCGAACCCAGCGGCGAGACGCGCAGCCGUGAUCGUCGAGCCUAUGGAGACCGGAUGGAAGUUGCCCGGGGGACAGAGCUUCCGUACACGAAUUUAGACGAGAUGUACGGAGCGGGGGCUGCUGCAGUGGCUGCACCGUCCGCUGCGGCUCCAUCGGAGGCGGAUGUGGGGAGUGGGUCCCCCGGCAAUGUGCCAAAGGAGGACUUCCCGGUGCAGCUGGGCGACGAUGACCCAGAGUCGGUGCGGGAGGGGCUCCUGCCAUUGGAGCCGGAGGAUGCCCGUCAUAAGGAGCCUCCUUUCGUCAUCGACGUCUCUGAUGCGGAGGACGGCGCGGAUGCCGACAAUUUGCUGCCCCAGGUAGCAACCAAGUCGAGCAGCCUUUCAAAAGCCCUGGAAGGCGCGGCACUGGGGCCGAGGAAGCAGCAGCAACAGCAGCAGGAGGAGGAGGAGAAGGAAGACCUGAGCCUGACCUCCUCGACCUCCCAGGGUGAUGCAAACAACGACGGGGACGCUCAGCAGACGGCGGAUGUCGCCGUGCCAAAGCCCCCGCCCUCUUCUGUGCCCCAGGACGUGAAAGAAGAGGAGCAGCAGCAGCAGCAGGACCGGCCUGGUCAAAAGGAGGAGGAGCCUGAAGAACAGGAGCUGCCUGGACGAAAAGAGGCGCAGCAGCAGCAGCAGCAGCGGGACCGGCCUGGCGAAAAGGAGGAGGAACCUGAAGAACAGGAGCCGCCUGGACGAAAAGAGGCGCAGCAGCAGCAGCAGCAGCGGGACCGGCCUGGCCAAAAGGAGGAGGAGCCUGAAGAACAGGAGCCGCCUGGACGAAAAGAGGCGCAGCAGCAGCAGCAGCAGCGGGACCGGCCUGGCGAAAAGGAGGAGGAACCUGAAGAACAGGAGCCGCCUGGACGAAAAGAGGCGCAGCAGCAGCAGCAGCAGCGGGACCGGCCUGGCCAAAAGGAGGAGGAGCCUGAAGAACAGGAGCCGCCUGGACGAAAAGAGGCGCAGAAGCAGCAGGAAGAGGAGGAGGGGCUUAUGCUGCCGCAAGAGCCGGAGGAGGCAGAGAUGGACCAGCAGAAGCAGCAGCUUGGACGGUCACACGAUUCCGAGGAGGGCACUGAUGCGGCUAAGCAACAGAAGCAGCAGCCAGACGACCAGGUGGAAUCGUCCAUGUCAGAGAAGGAUGACGCCCCGCUCCAGCCCGCUGAUGCCGCCGCUACUGACCCCAACCAUGACGGGGACUUGGCAGGCAGCGGCGGCGGCGGUAGUGAUGCCGACGGCGACGGGGUUGACGAUGCCUCCCAGCACUUUGAGAAGUUGCGCAGGUACGCGCGCAAGAAAGGCGUGCUGCGCCUGCCCGACUGGCUACGCUACAUGUUGCUAGAGGAUCCCGAGUUUUCGGAGCAGGUCGCGCUUGCGAAUGAGGAGCUUGGGGACGCACGGCCGUCGCAGCUGGGCCCGGAGGAGAUCGAGCUCAUCCGACUGUGGGAGCCGGACCUGGCUUCGUACUAUUCGGAGGAGGAGGAGUCACCGCCGCAACUCGAUGGCCUGGCUGGUGCUGGUGCUGAGGCUGGGAUUGAUCCGGGACAGGAGGAGGAGCAGGCGGUGCAGCCGGUUCCUGGUUCCACUUCCCCGGCCUUGCAACCGGCGCAGCAGCCCGAGUUGAGCCUCGACGGCGAUGGUGCGGAUGGUGGCGCAGUGACGGAUGAUGGGACAGCGGACGCUGCAGCUGCUACCACCAAAUCCGCCACCAACACUACCGACACCACCAACACUGCCGACACUGCCGACACCACCAACGCUACCGACACUGCCGACACCACCGACACCACCACCGAUGAUGACGGCGGCGAUGACGUCACCACUACCUACGCGUACGAUGUUGGCUCUGAGGUCACCGACACUGAAGAGGAGACCGCCUUCGAGUACGGCAUCGAAAGCCCCGUCAAAACCGUUACCGUGGACGACAUUCGUGAGGAAGCACGCAAGAGCGGUGUGCGCGGCAUGGCCCCCUGGAUGCGUGUCAUGCUGUUAUAUGACCCGGAGUUUCAAGAGGAGGUCAUGAGGGUCGAGAUGGAGCUGGCCGCCGCGCAAUCUGAAACGGACCAGGAACAUGAAGAUCAGCAGCAGGAGGACUUGCUGGACGCAGAGGCGGAUGCGGUGGAGGAUGCCGGUGCGGCUGCGGCCGUGGAGUCUUCGGACGAGGGCACCAGCACAGCGGAUGCGGCCACGUUUCACACAGGUGACGAGGAAAAGCAGGCGGAUAAGGAGGAGGAUAAGGAGGAGGAGGAGGGGGCGCGGCAACAGCUCCCGGCGGCUCAGGAUGUGGAUCAGGGCGGAAGACGGAAACAAGAGCCGGCCCAUGGUGCGGGCCAGGUCGAAAUCCCCGCGGAGACGGAGGCUGUGACAGAUGCCACGGACGCGCAAGUGGAGUCCGUGCAGGAAGGCGUGGGAGGUCCGGCUGCUGUGGCGGCGGUCCCAGAUGUCGGCUCCGAAGGCAAGGAGGCGGUUAGUAGUAGCAGCAACAAGGACGAGGAUGUCCACGUUGAGCCCCUGAUUCGGACUUCGAUGGCGAUAUCAGCAGCAAGUGCUGCUCGGGAAGAAGCUGCGGCGGCAGAGCAAGCAGCAUCCAAGAAUGACGAGGAGGCGGACACCCAACAGGAGGCGGACAACAAGAUGACACUCGCGGAGGGAGAGGACUCCGACGAGCCGGCGAAGAGAAAGGUGGCUGCGUCACCAGCGGCCAAGGAGGCGGCGUCAUCGAAGGCAAAUGAUGUUGCAGAGGCUGACGCAGAGGAUGCAGCGACGCCGGAGGCGAAGCAGGCUGCGAUGGCGAAGGCGGAGAGUUCUGGCAAAACAGCCGAAGCGGAGAAAGCUGUGACCCCAGCAGCCAAGGAAGCUGCGCCGCCGAAGGCAGAGCAGGGGCCAACGGCGGGGGCAAAGGAGACAGCGACGGUUACGGCGGGGGAUGCCGACUUGGCGGCGGAGGCGGAAGCGGAAGCGGAGGCUGCAGUAGCUGAGGCGAAGGGAACUGAGCAGCUGGAGGAGGCGAAGGAUAUUGAAGCUGCGGCAGGGGCAGGAAAGCCCGUGGAGGCUGGUCAUGACCUCCUUCACACAUACCGCGAGUACGCUCGAGAGCACGGUCUGUACAGCCUGCCUCCCUACGCGCGCGAUGCGCUGGCAGAUGACCCGGAGUUUGUGGAGGAGGUGCAGUGGCUGGCAGAGCUUGCGCAGGGCUCCGGAGGGGCCAUGAAGGCGGGAAUGAAGCAGGCCGAGCACAGCGGCGCCGGCAAAGCAACCAACACAUCCUCUGAGGAUCCGGCCUCUCCUCAGAAGACAACCGACCAGGAGCCGCAAACAGAGGCGGUCGUUCAGGAGGUACAGAAGCUUGGGACGCAGCUCGAGUCAGAUCAGGCUCCGUCCGGUGGCGGGGAGGUGCUCCGGGAACAGGGCGCUGCCGGUGAUCAGGACGAGGAGGAGGAGGAAGAGGGCAAGAAGGAGGAGGUCCAGCAGCCUGCAGGGAAGGAAGGAAACCCGGUAGAGCUGCGGGAAGCUGAGGCACUGGGUGUUGCAGAUGUGCAUGUGCAGGCAGGAGGUGAGGCGGCGGCUCCGGAGGAAGCGGAGUUGGCGGCGGAUGCCGAGCCGGAUGUCGCGGGAACCGAGGGAGAGGCAGCGCCCGCUGCUGGGACUGAGCUGCGGCGUGCCUUUGGGGAGCAGGUGGAGGUGGUGGAGGCUGGCGUAGCAAUGGAGACGGCCGCAGAGGCAGAAGCGGUGGUAGCGAUGAUGGCUGGGGCCUACUUCACCGUGUACCUCCGUGCUAUCGAGUAUUGCUUGCUGGAAGACCCUUGCCCCACGCCGCGCUCGAACUGGCAAUAUGCCCUUGCCGUGGCCCGGGACGUGUACCUUCCCUUCGAGAGCAAAGCGGUCGCCGGAAGGGUAUCCGGGCAGACCGAGUCCUCUCGCGGCACGGGCCAGCAGCCAGGCAGCAGCCAAAGGCGCCCCGAACUCGAACGGCAGCCUCUGGCGGCUCCUGACGAUAGUUAUUUGACCGCAGCCGUCAGACUGCUCAUCCAACUGGUCUCUCAGUACAUCUUGUACGACUGUCUCUUGGCAUUGUACGUCAAGCCCCUGGGUGAAGCUUCCACCGCCUCAGCUCCGGCCCUGCUCAGUGUCAUCUCUCUGCAAGUUUCCGCCGCCUUCACCGUUUGCCUGUACCUCCAUUUCACCAUGAUGUACAAGGCCGCUGUGCUUGCUCUGUCACUGGCGCAGCCGAGCUUGUUGUACCGCUGUCCCCACUUGUUCCGAGAGCCCUGGCGCGGCCUGCUAUCAGUCAGCGAGCUGUGGCAGCGCUGGCAUCAGCUCUUCCGCCUGACCUUCGUGAGGCUUGCGUAUCGCCCUGCACGAACCGCCGUGCGCUGCCUGUUCUACAAAAAUGGCAGCAACAACAGCAGCAACUCGAAUCGCUUGAAGAAUGCAUCCGACGGCCGGGGCCGAAGUGGCACCGCUGUGGAGGAGGGUGUGGCACUGCUGGCGGUGUUCCUGCUGAGCGGUAUCAUUCACGAGUACAUGUGCUGGGCAGCGUUUGGUGCAGCGCGCGGGUGGCAGAUGGCCUUUUUCCUUGCACACGGCAUCGCCAUUUUGCUGGAGCAGGCUGCCACUUCCGUCAUCAAGCGCCUUGCAGUCCGGGGGAAUGUGUCACCGGGGUCCGCCGGGGUGAGCUGUUUAUGGGCCACACUGCGCUUGGCAUCGAUGGUGUUUUGUUUGCUGAGCAGCGUGAUCUUCAUGAGGCCCUGGAUUGAGGCGGGCUACCAUCGGGACUUCUGGCACCCCGUGUCGCUAGUUGGCUGGGCGCUGCCGCAGUUGGCUGGGUCCGAGCGACCCGCCUGGUAA